AUGUCAUGGCGAGUGAUCUGUAAAGAUGAAGUCAAGUGGGUGUUCAUGAUCAGUGUGCUCUUGACCAGGCGUGAGGCUGUCCAAGAGGAGGCCAUUGUAGCUGCACAGUCAGCCAUGAGCUUUCUCAAUGCGAUGUCAGAAUACGAACAGUGGGUCUUCAUGAAGUCCCGACAAUUCGAGGGCGGCACGCUCAGAGCAAUCGACAACUGCAGUAUAGUUGAGCUGGCUUCCAACGAUAACAUAUAA
Fulvia fulva is the source of this 246-nucleotide messenger RNA. RefSeq lists its product as uncharacterized. The coding region runs from base 1 to 246 and encodes 81 amino acids. NCBI's taxonomy places the organism in Eukaryota, Fungi, Ascomycota, Dothideomycetes, Mycosphaerellales, Mycosphaerellaceae. The transcript has a single exon. The record is from RefSeq and is a predicted model, not a curated record.